This is a messenger RNA of Sardina pilchardus (European sardine), 3260 nucleotides long. RefSeq names its product prospero homeobox 3 (gene prox3). The transcript is spliced from 5 exons. NCBI's taxonomy places the organism in Eukaryota, Metazoa, Chordata, Actinopteri, Clupeiformes, Clupeidae. Gene Ontology annotation, molecular function: RNA polymerase II cis-regulatory region sequence-specific DNA binding; DNA-binding transcription factor activity, RNA polymerase II-specific. Gene Ontology annotation, biological process: regulation of transcription by RNA polymerase II. Gene Ontology annotation, cellular component: nucleus. The coding region runs from base 312 to 2585 and encodes 757 amino acids. The record is from RefSeq and is a predicted model, not a curated record.
GGGUGUUCCUGUGAUGUACGGUGUGGGAUGGGGCCACACUCAGAUACAGACAUCCCUUGUCCGCACCUCUACGCAUGUUCUCGCCCACUUUGCAGUUACAACGCGAUAGUAAACGAGGAUGGGAGAUGGAUAACGAGAGAUAGGACAGAUAGCAAUAACAGGAAACUCGACAGCGCUUUCCGUGUUGAUGACCACCAGGGAGAGGAACCAACAGCGAGAGGGUCGGGGUGACAGUUUAGGUUAGAAGACUAUAAAGCUCAUUUAGCCACGCUUUGGAUUGUCGGACUUCUUGUCGGAUUGCUAUAGACCACAUGAAUUUGAGAAGUGGAGGGGCAAUGGAUUCCCCUUCUGAUCUGUUCUGUCAGCAGUCGUCCCCCGUGUGCCCUUUCGGCCUCUACCGCAGUCCGUCUGGCGGCGCUCCGUCAGCACCUCGCUACCCGGGAGGCAGCCCGCCGACCUACCCCCUCAUGUCCCCUCUGCUGCACCCCAGCAGCGCCUCCCAGAGCUGGGGUGGCUACCGGCAGCGGCCGGGCCUCUUCCAGGCGCCGUCCCUGGAGCAGGAGCUGGAGGAGGACGGCAUGGAGGACCCAGAGCAGGAGGACGACGAGCUGCUGGUCAGGGGGGGCCCGGCGGCGGCGGCGGCGGCGGCGGCCAUGGCUGGGGGGCCCACCCUGCUCUCGCACCUCUUCCCCGGGGGGGCCAGGAGAGGGGUGGCCCUGGAGCCGGAGGAGUGGAGCCAGGACGUCCUCCAGGUGAAGAGGCUGCGGAUGGAGAGCGGAGGCGGUGGUGGAGGGGGCGGUGGAGGAGGGGGCAAGAGGGACGGAGAGGCGCACGAGGGGGAGGACGAGAGGAGAGGGAGAGCGAGGGGCGCGCUGCUGCUGCAGCAGAGGCCGGACGAAGACGAGGGCCGGAGCGGCGGGCCGAUGCCGAGGAAAGGCAGCCGCGAGGGGAGGAAGAGGCAGCGGCAGGAGCUGAAGCUUCAGCUGCAGGAGACCCGGGAGAAGCUUCUGGAGCUCCAGAAGAGGGUGUGGAAAGCCUACGACAAGCAGCAGACGCAGGAGGACCAAAGGAGGGACAAGGGAAAGGGCGAAGGAGAGAAGGGCAGGAUGGAGGCGGAGGAGAUGGAGGAGAUGUUUUUCGAGGACGGAGAAGGGGACGAUCAUUUGUUUAACUCGGAGGACCUUCUUCCCCAGGGCCAUCUCUCCUCCAAGAAAAACGCCCGGCAAAACGUCAACGGGGCCGGAGAUCUCUCCCCGGACGAGACGGAGAUGGACUUGGACGUGGACCUGGAGCAGGGCCUGGACAGGGGGAGCGUGUGGGUCGGCUGCGGCCUGAUCCACGGCGAGUGGGAAGGUCCGAGCGGCGGGCAGAAGUUCGCCCAGGCCCUCAAGCAGGAGCUGGGCAGCGCCGUGGCGCGGGUCAUCGACCGGGUGAUCCGCCUGUACGCCGACGGCGAGAACUCCGCCCCGGCCGGCCUGGCCGCGCUGGUGGUCCACGACCAACGUCACGGCGGGCUCGGCGGCGGCGCCGGGCUCGGACGGAACGCGGACGGCGACGAGCGGCGGAGGCCGAGCGGCGCGGCCCAGGCCCAGUCUCUGGAGCAGGCCGAGGCCUCCUCGCUGGUCGCCGUCGUCGGCCGGCACCAGGAGAAGCGGACCAACGGCUACUCGGGCCUGCCGCCCGGCGGCCACCGCGGGCCGCACCACUCCGGCCCCAGCCUGCCCCACCUCUCUCAGGCCCCCGGCCUCCCGGCGCUGCUGCCCCCUCCGCCGCGCUCCAAAGACCACUUCCUGUCCGGCUUCCCCUCCGCGCCCCCGGCCGUGCCCUUGCCCCUGCUCCACUACACCAUGCAGCACCUGUUCGCCCGCUCCCUGUCCAACCUGCCGCUGCACAAGGACUCCCUCCCGCCCGAGCCCUUCCUGGACUUCCGCUCGCACGGCCCCUCGUUCCCCCCGCUGCCCCUGGGGCUGGGGCAGCUCGAGCCCCCCCUCUCCUCCGGCCGCGGGCGAGACGGCGGGAUAAGGGGAGGCGGAGGAGGAAUGGGAGGGAUGGACGGUGGUGACCUCUACCUCGGCGCUGCAUCCUCUCAAGAGGGUCUGUCCCCAUGCCACCUGAAGAAAGCGAAGCUGAUGUUCUUUUACGCACGUUACCCUAGCUCCAACACACUCAAAACCUACUUUCCAGAUGUCAAGGUAUUCAACCGUUGCGUCACUUCCCAGCUCAUCAAGUGGUUCAGUAACUUCCGAGAGUUCUUCUACAUCCAGAUGGAGCGCUUCGCCCGCCAGGCCGUCCGAGACGGUGUGGUAGCACCCAGGGAGGGGGGGCUGCGUUUAGGCCGCAACUCCGAGCUCUUCCGCAUCCUCAACAUGCACUACAACAAGAGCAAUGACUAUCAGGUCCCUGAGCGGUUUGUGGAGGUGUCCGAGCUGGCACUGAGGGAGUUCUUCAGCGCCAUCCAGGGUGGACGUGACACUGACCCCUGCUGGAAGAAAUCCAUCUAUAAGAUCAUCUGUAAACUGGACAGCCCCAUUCCUGACAGCUUCCGCCUGCCUGGCUGCCCAGUAGACACGCAUCGAUCGGUGUGAGGCGUGGGAAUGUACACAAACCACCCCCGGGCCGUGUUAAACCACGCACUUGUUUUCUAGGAACAAAAACACUAUCACUCAUUCUCUUGUAUCAUUACACCCACACCCACACACACACACACACACACACACACUCUGUACAGGCAUGCACAGACCCACACACGUAACCCUUUUGUCAAAUGACAUUUUGACUCAGUAUCUCUCCAAAACAAGCUUAUGACCAUCUUAAAUAUAAAUGAACAAACAAACAAAAAGGAGCUUAAUGCUGAAAUCAGUGAAGCUUUUUUUCUCCAUUUAGCCCUGCUAUAAGAACUACAAACGGGGCCCAAGUAUUGAAUGUUGAGCUAUGGUGUUGCUAUAAUGGUCUUUUAUUCAUAUGUUGAGUGUUGUGGUCCUCAGAAUUUGAGCUUGCACUUUCUAUACCUUCAGUGGACGGAGGGGAAAGAAGUUGUUGUAUGCUGUUUUGCAUCACGUCAGCAAAAGACGCCUGUCUGAUAGUUGCAUAUAUUAAGGGCAGUUUGUGAUUUGGCAGGCUUUGUAUGUUUCAAAAAAAGCACAUUUUGUCAUAUUUGUCAAAAAAUGUUUGGGUGUUUCUAUUCCAAGUUUUUGAGCCUUGAUUUAUUUCUGUGAACUUUGAUGUGAUAUGUCUGUGUAAUAAACAUACAUUUUAAAGUG